AUUUCUUACAUGCCUAUCUUUAAGUUUCUGUAUCCCCAUCUCUUGUUAAAAAAGUGCCACCACUAACACCUGCCUUGUUGAGUCUGUCUCUCUUGAAACCAUCAUUCAGACUGUUCAUUUUAUAGCAACACAUUGAUCCAGUCAUUAAUAAAUCAAUGUAUGAAUCACCUCCAAUUGAAAGGAAAUAAACUGGAUCUCCACCGCAGCAGUUUUACCUUGGAUUGAGCAAAGAUUUCUUCAACUUUUCUGAGAACUAUUUGAAGAGGCAUGACUAAUUACGAUCCAGAAAUGAAAGACCAAACCACAUCCUCCUUUGUCGUCUUGACUGUCUUCUUCAUCCUGGUCACCCUCGUUGCCCUCCUGGUCGUCCUGUACAUGUGGCUAAACCGCCAGACUAAUGGCCAGUACACAGUCCACCAACUGGUCCUUGGGGAGGGUGGGGCCAGGGACCGGGUGAGGGGCGGGGUCCAAGUCCUGGAGGUGUGGUUCAGGCGUCGCCUUUGGCCUCUCAGUGAGGAUGAGGAGACUGUAGGAGAGGAGGAACGGAGAGACAAAGAGGAGGAUGUAGAGAGAGUGAGUGAGGGAGGGGAAAGUGAGGGGGAGGGGAAGAAGGAGGAGGGGGAUGAGAGGGAGGGCAGAGUGGACGACUCUUUGGAUGACUACUCCAGUGCGGAGGGCUGUGGCCUGACGGAGAGUGUGAAGGUCAUGGACGAGAAGAAGGAGAGGAGAGAGUGUGAGGGGAAGCGAGAGGAGAAUAUGGAAGAAAAGGGGGAUAGCAAAGGUGAUGAGGGAGCAGUGGGAGGAGAAGAAAGUGGACGGGGAGGUUUGCUGAUACACCUGCAUCAGUCCUCUGGUAGUGCUAUCUGGUCUGAAGAUUAUGAGGGAGGCAAAGACAACAAUCAUGUGACUGUAUUGUGAGGAAAGGAUCAGAAAGGGGAAAGAGUUCCAUUAAUACAUUUUUGUACAGUAAUAGCGCUUGACAGAACAUUGGCUACUUCAUCAUCACCAUCAUCAUCAUUGUCAUAAUUGUCAUAAUUUUAAACCUUACAAACCAGUGUUAUAACAAUCAAGGCAGAAAACAACAGAGUGUACUAAAUCAAUCCAAUCAUCAAAGUGACUGACAAGAGCAACAAUUGCAGCUUGAAUACAUGAAGCUAUAUUAAUGUAUUUUAGAUAUAAAAUGUAAUUUUUAAACGGUUUCAAAGUUUCAUGGGUUUCAAAGUUUUGGGGUUUGCACUGUUGCUAUGAGAUGAUAUGUAUUGUAAAUAUUUGUGUUCUGUAUAUUUUAUGAAUUUAAUAGCUAUUUAGAUCCUUCUUCCUGGAGAUCUACUGUCCUGUAGGUUUUCAGUCUAGUCCUAAUUUAGCAUAUCUGAUUCAACUAGUUAAGGUACUGUUGAGCAGCUAAUUAGUAGAAUCAGGUCUGUUAAAUUAGGGUUGGACUGAAAACCCACAGGACGGUAGAUCUCCAGGAAGAGGGUUGUGCAGCCCUGGCCUAUGGCUUGACUUUGUGCUAUACUGUUUCAUGUCUUAUGUGCAUGAUGUUUAUUUCCAGAGUGACAAUUUUAUACUUUUUGUUAUCUGAUACAACUUAAAGGCCCAGUGCAGUCAAAAUUAUGUUUUGUAUCAUGUUGUACAGCAACUCAUGGAACAAACACUGUAAAAGUGUGAAAAGAUUUGAUCAGUGUUAUUCCUGAUAGUUGCUGGUUGAAAAUACAAUCUACACAGGGCCUUUACAUUUUUAUUUUUGAUGAGAGACUGAGUGUAAUUUUUUUUUAAAGGCUGGAACAUGUUGUUGAAUCGUAUAGUUUUAUGUUAUAAUUCUGUAAUGUAUUGAUUGUUGUUGCCUUUUUGGCCAGGUCUCCAUUGAAAAAGAGGGUCUUAAUGUGCUUUUCCUGUUUAAAUGAAGGUUAAGAACAUUUUUUAAAUCAGCAGGUUUGCAUGGCAUUCCCCUCCCACUCAGACCACUUCCUGACAGUCCUAUCAAAAACUAUUAUAGUAAGGUUCUUAAUUGUUACCCAGAAGUAAUUUGAUAUUGAUAUAAAAACGGUUGCAUGAGGCUUUUAA
Oncorhynchus mykiss (rainbow trout) is the source of this 2064-nucleotide messenger RNA. RefSeq lists its product as uncharacterized. The record is from RefSeq and is a predicted model, not a curated record. NCBI's taxonomy places the organism in Eukaryota, Metazoa, Chordata, Actinopteri, Salmoniformes, Salmonidae.